Paramecium sonneborni is the source of this 660-nucleotide messenger RNA. NCBI's taxonomy places the organism in Eukaryota, Ciliophora, Oligohymenophorea, Peniculida, Parameciidae. The record is from the annotation of a GenBank genome assembly.
AUGGAAAAAAAUGAAUAAAUACCAGAAGAUCCAAAGAUGCUAUUAUUGACAAUGGAAUUGAAUAGAAUGGCCUAUUAGAGAUAGAUUAUCAAAUCAAAGGAAGAAUUUGAAAAGUCUACCAACUAUUCUAAUAAAGAUAAUAAUCACUAAAUUCAAGAAUGUGAACGAUAAGUAAAAUAACUAAAAGAUGCAUUAAUAAAAAAAGACUAAAACAUAGAUAAAUUAACUUAAGAGCUUAAUUUAGAAAAAUAAAAAAAUUAACAACUAUAAAAUUAAUUUGAGAAUGCCUAAAAAUAAAUUUAAUAACCAAAGGAGGUUAAAUCUUAACCAUAAUUAGACUAAAAAGCAAUUCAAUUACUUUAUAAUAAACAAUAUAAUAAAUAAGUUUAAGGUUAGCCAAUAUUGUAAGCAGUUCAUUAAAAAGGAAAUCCAUCUCAUAAAAUAAAUUUAAAUCCUCCACUAUAAUAGACAAAAAUAAUUUAAUAACAACACUAAUAAUUGUAAUACUAGUAAUCUUAGUAAUUUAAUUAAAAGAACUCAUAAUCAAAACUAAUAGCAAAUUAAUAAAAGUAAGUUCAAUAGCAAUAACCUUCUUAAUAUACUUAAUAAUAGUAUCUAUUUUAUCAGUAACCUACUGUAAAUUAUCAAAGGCAAGGAUGA